This is a messenger RNA of Cuscuta epithymum, 1227 nucleotides long. Lineage: Eukaryota; Viridiplantae; Streptophyta; Magnoliopsida; Solanales; Convolvulaceae. The record is from the annotation of a GenBank genome assembly.
CAGUAAUUUGUGGGAGUUGAACGUUACGACACGUCAGCGCGACUUUCUGGUGGCAUCUCUGGAAGAUUUCUGCUAAUCAUCGCUCGGUGGCAUUCCUUUAGUUUGCUUCUCUCCGCAAGCAAGGUAAUAGAGAGCGAAUUUCUCUUGCAUGAUCUCUCUACUACCUCUUCUUCAUGAUCUAAUUAUCUCACCUUCAUCAUCACGACUCAAGCUCUGAGCUGCUGAUUCAAAUAAUCGAUUUCUCGCAAAUCAGAUCUCUUUCUCUUAGCCGGGGAGCUGAACGAUGUCUUACGCCUACCUCUUUAAGUACAUUAUCAUCGGCGACACCGGUGUUGGGAAAUCAUGCCUUCUUUUGCAAUUCACUGACAAACGUUUUCAACCUGUGCAUGAUUUGACCAUUGGUGUCGAGUUUGGUGCUAGAAUGGUUUCCAUUGACAACAAACAAGUUAAACUACAGAUUUGGGACACAGCUGGUCAAGAGUCAUUUAGAUCUAUUACAAGGUCUUAUUAUAGAGGCGCUGCUGGAGCACUACUUGUUUAUGAUAUUACAAGGAGGGAAACUUUUAAUCACCUUGCUAGUUGGUUGGAAGAUGCAAAGCAGCAUGCAAAUGCAAAUAUGACAAUUAUGCUGAUAGGAAACAAGUGUGAUCUUUCUCAUAGAAGAGCAGUGAGCACAGAGGAAGGAGAGCAAUUUGCCAAGGAUAAUGGUUUAAUAUUUAUGGAGGCCUCUGCAAAAACAGCACAGAAUGUGGAGGAGGCAUUUAUCAAUACCGCAACGCUAAUAUAUAAUAAAAUAAAGGAUGGAGUCCUUGAUGUAUCUAAUGAGGCCUACGGGAUAAAGGUUGGCUAUGGUAGCGUCCCCGGGCCAUCAGGUGGAAGAGAUGGAGCUCUUACUCAAGGUGGAGGUUGCUGCAGCUGAACUUGAGACAUGAUUUCCUUUCAAAGUAAUCCGUACUGUUUAGUUGUGGCCUUGUUCUUUCCUUCUCAUCAUUUAAUUAAAAGCUUACAUGUGUAAGUGGUGUAAAAUAUAAUGCAAUAGUCGGCAAUCACAAUUCUGGGUGUGAAUAUAGGCGUUACUCGAAUUCGUGUAAUUUUGAAGUGUUAUCUUUGGGGCGUCUUGGGUGGACAAUUCCACCUUUUGGGUUGAGGAAUUUGGCGAGAGAUUUGGCAGGUGAAUGGAAAUGACUGAAUCUUAUGUGCUCGUAUGUUUUUUCUUUUGUCACUCAA